Messenger RNA from Dromiciops gliroides (monito del monte), 252 nucleotides. Its product is annotated as 40S ribosomal protein S21-like. The record is from RefSeq and is a predicted model, not a curated record. Gene Ontology annotation, cellular component: ribosome; cytosolic small ribosomal subunit. Lineage: Eukaryota; Metazoa; Chordata; Mammalia; Microbiotheria; Microbiotheriidae. Gene Ontology annotation, molecular function: structural constituent of ribosome. Gene Ontology annotation, biological process: endonucleolytic cleavage to generate mature 3'-end of SSU-rRNA from (SSU-rRNA, 5.8S rRNA, LSU-rRNA); translation; endonucleolytic cleavage in ITS1 to separate SSU-rRNA from 5.8S rRNA and LSU-rRNA from tricistronic rRNA transcript (SSU-rRNA, 5.8S rRNA, LSU-rRNA). The transcript has a single exon. The coding region runs from base 1 to 252 and encodes 83 amino acids.
AUGCAGAAUAAUGCUGGUGAGUUCAUGGACAUGUACGUGCCACGGAAAUGCUCCAUGAGCAACAGGAUCAUCGGGGCCCAGGACCAUGCGCCCAUCCAGAUGUAUGUGGCUGAGGCUAACAAGGUCACAGGCAGAUUCAAUGGACAAUUUAAAACUUAUGCAAUUUGUGGAGCAAUUCAUAAAAUGGGAGUAUCUGAUUACUCUUUUCUCCGCCUGGCAAAAAAUGAUGGUAUUGUUUCAAAGAAUUUCUAA